UGUUUGCAUUUCGGGGGAAAGACGCAUCUCUGAUACUGUCCAAAGCGGCUGAGAAGGAUCCCAUUGCGACGGGGGAAAAAACGCAGUUUGGGCGCAUACGCUCCGGAGGUGGGACAGUCAAAAUGAUGCGUAGGAGGUGCAACGUUGAGCCGUAUUGAUGGAUGUGUUAACAGACAGCAGUCUCACAUUGAUCGUGAAGACUUCAGAACCAGAGAAUGCAAAUGCAGUGGAGAAUACAGGGGUAUGUGAGCAGAGUGGUGAUCUGAGUCUGUGUGGACUCGUUGAUGCUGCUCUCUCUCCAUCCUCAUCUCCACCUGCCACACAGACUUCACAACGGGCCUGCCAAACGCACCAGGGGUCUCCUGCAUCACCAACCCUACCCCUGCCCCUCGGCACUGACUCGUCCCUUGGCCUGACAGCACCUUCCUGUCCUCCAUCUCAAGAGGCCCCACCUGUAGUCCCCCACCUUCAACGCACUCCUACUACACUUCCUGCUUCUGCUAUAAGCUCCUGGGGUUCAACAGGGGACCCCCAGAAGACCCCCCUUCCACUACCUGUUGCUCUCCCUCUGUCGACUACAAUGAUGGAGCCUGCAACUGUGUCUGCUCUCACAGAAGAGUGUCUUCUGCAGCCUACCCGCACCUGCCUCGGCUGUUUCAUCGAGACCCGUGAUGCUUCUGACCCUAGUUCCAUUCCAGAACCCACCCAUGACCACACUACAAAUCCUGACACAGAGACUGGGCUAAGUGUAAGGAUAGGGGAUGUAAGCCGAGAGGACUUCUCUGAUAUCAACAACAUCAGCAUCCAGUGCCUGAGCCAUGCGGGGGAGGCAGUGAGUCACUAUGGAGAACAGCUCCUCUCUGACCAGCUACUUAGCUUUCCUCUGCCUAAAGCCCCAGGUGAGGGCAAGAGAGUGGAUGGAAACAAAACAACAGAGGACUGUGAUGACCCAGAAGAUGAUGCAACAGCUAAGAACUUGUACGAGGGACUGUUAUUAGAUAAGGUGAGCGGAGAGGAAGUUCUCCUGGCUAAUGCAGGCCAGGACUGGGGCUACUUUGAGUCUUUUAUCAGUGAGAGUAAAAUGGAAUUGUUGGACCUUUGCUCUAAAAAUGAACUGUCAGUCAACCUCUUCUCUGAGGAAGACGUUGACAAUCUGUUUGAUGAUGAAGACGAUGACUCUACUUUAAGCAGUGGUUGUUCACUAAAGAUUCGUUAUGAGUCUUUCCAGGACAACAUGAGGGAAAAAACAAAUGUGCUCCAAGAGGAGACCCAGUUCAACUUUUUCCCAAGUGUCCUGGCCAACUGUGCCAAGAAGGAGGAAGGAGGGGGAGUGCUCAGAAGAAGUACUGAGGAGCUUCAGCCCAAAACUGAUGAGCUCAUUCUAGAGACAGGGCAAGAGGGAAAGGCUGGGGACUGUAGUGGCAGGAGCCCUCUUGAUGGCUCGCAAGGGUCACCCAUGUCAACUCCCAAAGUCAACUACCUAAUGGACUUCAAUUCUACUGAGGAGUCAGGGGAAUUCAGCGAUGAUAGCUCCUGUACUGGCUCCUCCUCAGACACACUGCAGGAAGGCAAAUUUAAGAAGGGUCACUCAAAGGGUUUCCUCAGCCCUUCCAACCCUCUUAAUUAUGGCUUGCGCUCCAAGAGAAAGGUUAGGUACAGUGAUGAUUACUUAUAUGAUGUUGACUCACUUGAGAGUGAGAAAAAUGCAGAGAAAAAGGAGAAAGCUCCAGCUGGACAGAAAGAGGAAGAGGAUGUAGACUGGUGCCCCAAAAAGCGACGGAAAUCCUGUCGUAAAGAGCCACCUGUGGUCAUCAAGUACAUUAUCAUCAACAGGUUUAAGGGAGAGAGGCUCAUGUCAGUAAAAUUGGGAAAGCUGGACCCUGUGGAUGCAACUGUGAGCUUAAAUGCAGACACAGUAACCAAAUAUAAGACACUGGCUCCUCUGAAGGAUUUCUGGCAGGAGAGGCAAAGGGAGAGACAGGAACAGCUUAAGCUGGCUGCCAGAGAUAAACAACAACGUGGUUUUCAUCUAAACGGACGCCAUCAUCGUCCUUUUAAUUCUAGUCAUCCCAAAAGGAAAUACAAGAGCAACAGGCUUAAGGUUCAGAGGAUUCAUGCUGUGGAGCAAUCAGUAACAGCACAGGGCUCCUCUCUCUCUGAUCAGGGCCAGGGAGGUGUCACUAAAGAGGAGGCCACCCCCACAGUUGGGGGAAUAAUAGCAGCCCCAGGACCUCCCAGUACAUUAGACACAAACUCUAUCACACACACAGUCACAGCCAAGAGCCGCUCCCAGGAAGAGGGAGGAGAGGGAGGGAAGGAGAUUGGGAGGAUAAAAACAGUCAGGAUAAGGAAAUUCAAAGCGAAGCAGGCUGAGGAGCAAGAAAAUGAAAGAGCAGAAGGAGAGGAGGGGAGGAGCGUGACAAAUGAAACGGAUGCCUGUGCCGUUGUGGCACAGAUUGAGCACCCUACUGCUGGGUUAGAAGAGGCAGGCAGCUCAACUACAGUCAAACCCCAUUCUCUGACACAUACCACCACCGCUCACACAUCCGAGGAGAAAUUCCCCUUUGUUUCGUCCACCUGCUCUUCUGACAAAGCUCCCUCCUCAGAGAGGGUAGAGGCGGGUGUCCCUGUCAUCCCAGGGGGCUAUCUGCAGACCCUGUUAGAUGCUACAGACUCCUCUGCUGGAGCAGCCAUCUCUUAUUUCCCUCAGCAGCCCUCAAGGCAGCAGUAUCCUCGGCUGUCCCUGGAGGAGAAGCAGUUUUCUUCUCUGCAGCUCGCACAGAGUUGCGUCCUCUCUCCUCCCUCAGAAUCAGAGCUCCAGCAGUCUCCCCAGAACUGCCCCAGCUUCCCCCAGAUGUGGCACCCCCAGCUCUGCCCUAGUCAUAGCCAGAGUUUUGGGCCCGAGACCCCUGAGACUCCAAUCUUACCGAACAACUUCCCAGCUGCUGUGCCACUGAAUGACAACAUGCCAGUGUCUAACUACACCCAGCUGAGCCCUGAGGCUGACAGGCGUUAUGAGAAGAGCUACCUGACUGAGGCUGGGUUGCAGCGGGCAGAUCUGCAAGUGUGUCAGUCUGCUUGUGUGGAGGGCCAGGUGCAAUACCAGAGAGGGUCUCUGUGCACAGACAAUGGCAGGCUCAUCAGCUAUGACUCAGUGGGCUCUCUGUCAGCCUCCUCUAGCAAUUACAGCUCCCUAAGCCUGAAGUCUUGUGAGAGAGAGGGUGAGGAGGAGGGCCGAGACAGCUUCUUAGCUCAUUGCAGUCCUAAAGUGGUGAUUCAGCAGAGUGUGGACGCCCUUACUCCACUCAGGGAGUCCUCAGACCUGCUGGAUAUCUCAAACUUCACCCCUGACAAGUUUAGACACUCAUCACUGUCAGAGCUCCCCCCCUGAGACCCCAACUUAUCCCCCCAGGUCGUGGGGCGUGAGAUGAAGAUUGCGGGGAAUGUUGGAGAAUACCAGGAUGUCAAUGACAUGAAUCUGGAGUGUAACAGGGAUGUAAAGUGGAACUGUGAAGUUAUGCAGCAACAAGAACACACAACAAAUGCAUUCACAGUGGAAGACAGCCAGUUUCCACUGCACAACUUUAACAGUCAAGAUGUCUUAAACUUAGACAAAAAGGAACUGGGUGUUACUGAAUUUGACGAACAGACUGGUGACAUGUUGGCCGGUGCCAAAACUAUAAAGUCAAAGCGGAAAGGCAAUUACAAACAGACUGCAGGACAAAGUCCAAAGAAAGUCCGGGCCCCCAGAGCUCCCAAAUCAGAAAAAGUUAAGACCCCCAAACAGAACUCACGUUCCACCAAAAAGAUAAAGGCCAUGCUAGAGGGUAAAGCAGCAAAGAAUCAGGCUGGCAGUUGUGGCACAGGCCUGACUGACGGCAGCAGCACUGGGGACUGGUCUGGUACUGGGUGGUCAGAGAGCAACAGUCUGGUAGGGGACGACCAGAGAGAAUUUGAGGAGCCCUCCAAUAUUCUGUCAAACAUUGUUUCUGGCAUGGCCGAGGUCCAGAGGUUCAUGAUGGCCUCAAUUGAGCCACUGUGGAAUCCUAUGUCUGAGGCCUGCAUGCCCUCUGAGGCCAACAGCCUAAACCUUAAGACCCUCAAAAUCUUGGCUGGCACAGAGGCUGACCUGAAGAAAAAAGGAGCUGUGCUAACGGGGGCUGGAAGAGGCGGAAGGCAGGAGGGAAAAGGAGGGAAAAACCAGGCCAAAUUCAACCCUUCCCAUCCUUUAUUCCCUCAGCUAGCUCUCGGCUGUAACAUGUUUGACAAACCCAACUUUAUUAACCCUGGACCUGCACACAAAAAGCUGUACCGCCACAAGACCAGUGCAAAGUUUCCUCGCAUUGAGACGCUGAAGGGGAAGCGAGCUGAGAGAGACCCAAAUAAGGACAUAGCACUGAUGACCUCUUUUGAGAAACUGAGGUAAUAUUUUGUUAUCAGCUGCUGUUGCACCCCCUUCUCACUUUUCCCCAAUAACCUGCUCAGCCCCUCCCUCCCAAGCAUACCUACACUGACGCUAUGCCAGAGCUGCAUGAGUACUACGUUCCCCUUGACUACACCCACUUCCUUUGCCCCCCCUGAAGAGGAAAUUAAUAUCUGCAUGAAAAACUUCUUGUACUUUGCAAACUACCUAUUGAGUGAUUGUGUCAAGCUGAUUGAGAUUUGAAACGACCAUGGCUGCAUUUUUCUUGCUUUUGUUGUUUCUGCUUUGUUUGUUCUUAUAGUCGUUUUUGUUUUAAUUUUGUCUGAAAAAAAAAAAAAAAGAAUAAGCCUUGAAAGCAGUUCUGUCGCCUUUUUGAGGAACUUUGUUUUUGUAUUUUCUCAGCAAAACUAGCUCCCCUGAAUUAUGUAUUUAUUCCCCUUUUCCCUAAAGAUGUAGCUAUAUACACAAAUGCAUUGAGUGACAUCUACGCACCCCUCCUCAUCUGUUUUUGUAUGCAGAAUAUGGAUGUCCUGUUGUUGCUGUCCUUCAUACACUGCCUGGCUCAUUUCAAGAGGGAAACCUACAGUUAAUGAGCCGUAUUUAAGCCCAAGACAUCUUGAAAUCACAAGAUGGGACCAUUUUGUAUUGAUGACAUAUCAGACAUAGUCUUCUUUUUCCCUCAAAGUUGGAAUGAUUCCUAAUUUUCUUUUUAUCAAGGGUUGGUUUUUCUUCUGGAGUUUAGAGGAACUGGUUAUCUAAAUUUACAUUUUUACGCCUUGCAAAUUCAUAAAAGCUCCACCCUCAGAGUAUUUUUGUCAAUGUUGUUGUACAGGGACAUGCAAUAUUUGCAAAAAAAAAAAAAGAAAAAAAAAGAUAAUUAUAAUCUUAAAAUCAAUGUGCCAAAAGUAACAAUGCUGUGUAAAUGACCUCUUAUAUAUGUGUGAAUAUUGGCUGUUCCUCUUUUCUAUCCACUGGAAUAUUGGCUGCUUGGGUUGGAGACUCCUUACAGAGACUUGCCACUAUACAGGAAUUCUUUAUUUGGGACUUUUCACUCUUCUCUGAUGAAAGGCACCAACAGCUGGCAGUGGUACACCACCACUCACUAAACCAAAUCGGAAAGACUCUGAAUUCUCCUUGUUUCCCCACUUUGUUUGCCAAAUUCAAUUUACCUCAACAUCGCCUGCACUGACAAGCAUCAACAGAGAGGCAAAGGGGAGAUCAGCUCUGAAGGCUACUGUAGAGGAAGAAGAGGGAAAAAGAGGUGUUCAAACGAGUUUUCUCUGGACCAAGGAGAGUGUAGUGCAGAUGUUUGAGGGUAAGCAAGGAAAAUUAUUUGUCUGUUGGGGCUGUGCCUCAAUGGAAUGCUGUUUUGUACUGGAAAUUCAAGGCAGUUUAUCACUAAUAGAGUCUGAUGCACGUAUUGGUUGUGAAUGGACUUAGGACAUUACAUUUUUGCAGUAGAUAUAAUGUGAAUGUGAAAGAAGUUUUCAGUAAUGGAAUCAGUAAUCUUGUAAAUGAAGGAAAGCAUGUUUUCGCAUUAGUUUCACAUGGAAAUCUUAUCCUGGUUUACCGGAAAUGGUCAUUUAAACAGUAAUUUCUCUUGACAUUUUCAUGUCAUUUAUUUGUUAACAUAUAAGUUGCACCACUGGUGUACUUGGUCACCUUUAAUAUUAAUUUUUCACAUAAUGUCUGAAUCCAGAUCCUCUUUUUUUGGAAGUACUUUUUAAAUGAUUCUUUUUAAAUCUCUUUUUCAAUGGUUUAACAUUUUGGCAGAUAACAUUAUUGCCAGUAAAUACAAAUUAAAUAUGUUAGUCUCUGAUCCGGUGAUUUCCCAGGCCCUGUAUCUUAAUUACAUGCUCAUUUACUGCAUUACUGCCCUUAAAUGACACAUGGGAAAUCCACCUUAAUAUGGACUACACAAUCAUGUUCCAAAAUGUUGAAAAGCCUAAUUUUUUUUAUUUUAUUUUGUAAAAUAAAGGAAUCGGAGGAGUAAUAGAGUCCCUUCAAUUGAAAACAGGUGUAAGCUGUCCUUCACAAACAUAUAAACAAUAGGCCUAUAUUUUCUCUCUGUUUUGUAACAUGAAAUAUGGAGAUGUGUGGACAAACAUCCUUGAUUUUAACACUUUAAAACACCUUGUCACACUGGGUAUGCUAAUUCAGAUGCACAGGUUCUAGUAAUUGAUUGCUUGCAUAUUGCAAGAAUCAUAAUCAAUCAUUCUCUGUCUCUUUUUCUCUCCUCUCUGCCAUGAUCCUUUGUUUUGUUUCUCCAGUGUAUCAGGGUUAGGACCAAGACAAGCUGCUGAUGGGAAGCUCCACAUGGGCCCAUGCCCAUUUAGUCUGCCUUCUCUAAUUUCUGCCUAUUGUCAAAUUGAAUGUACUUCUCUGAGU
Molecule: messenger RNA, 6811 nt
Organism: Sphaeramia orbicularis (orbiculate cardinalfish)
Lineage: Eukaryota; Metazoa; Chordata; Actinopteri; Kurtiformes; Apogonidae
Gene: nexmifb
Product: neurite extension and migration factor b
Biological process (GO): negative regulation of cell-cell adhesion mediated by cadherin; negative regulation of cell-matrix adhesion; negative regulation of neuron migration
Cellular component (GO): nucleus
Source: RefSeq, a predicted model, not a curated record